Macrobrachium nipponense is the source of this 3486-nucleotide messenger RNA. RefSeq names its product partitioning defective 6 homolog gamma-like (gene par-6). Gene Ontology annotation, molecular function: protein binding. The transcript is spliced from 5 exons. The record is from RefSeq and is a predicted model, not a curated record. Lineage: Eukaryota; Metazoa; Arthropoda; Malacostraca; Decapoda; Palaemonidae. The coding region runs from base 169 to 1125 and encodes 318 amino acids. Gene Ontology annotation, biological process: centrosome cycle.
AGUGUGUUGAGUCGAACGCAAUGUUGUCAAACCCAAAACAAACGUCGACAAAGCUAGUGAAUUGAAUAUUUUGACAAUGAAAUUAGGCUUUAAUUUUGUGGCAUAGAUAAAAAUAUUUACCGAUGGUAGUGAUCGCAAUAUCUAAAGGACGCAAGAGGACCCCUGAAAAUGUCAAAAAGCGUCAAAAGUGAGAGGAGAGCGCAAAGUUCCUUGAUAGAAGUCAAGAGUAAGUUUGCAGCAGAAUUUCGUCGCUUCAGUCUUGAACGUGAAAAGUUUGAUAAAUUGGAGGAUUUCCAGAAUCUAAUUGAAAAGCUGCACAAGCUUACAAACAUAGCAUUUGUGCUAUCAUACACAGACCCAGGAGAUGGCAGCUUAUUACCCAUAAACAAUGAUGACAACUUCAAGAAAGCAUUACAACGAGCAAGACCAGUACUUAAAAUCAUUAUUCAACAUAAAGGUGUUGUCUUUUCAACAGGGAGCUUGGAACAUCUUCAGAAUGGCAGCAGCAAGAUCCCAUCAAUACUGUCCCCUUUUGUCACACAGCCAAGAAAUAAACUAUCCAUAUCCUAUCCACAGGACUUCAGACAGGUAGCAGCAAUCAUUGAUGUAGAUGUUGUCCCAGAAGUGUUCAGAAGAGUAAGACUUUUAAAACAUGGUUCGGACAAGCCUCUAGGUUUCUACAUUCGUGAUGGCACAAGUGUUCGUGUCACCCCACAUGGCCUUGAAAGGGUACCUGGAAUUUUCAUUUCAAGACUAGUACCUGGAGGGCUGGCAGAAAGCACUGGCCUCUUGGCUGUUAAUGAUGAAGUGCAAGAAGUCAAUGGUAUUGAAGUCCAUGGAAAAACCUUAGAUCAGGUGACAGACAUGAUGGUUGCAAAUAGCAGCAACUUGAUCAUAACUGUCAAGCCAGCCAACCAGAGAACAGUCGCUCAUACUCCACGGAGAGGGUCUUUCUCUCGUAACUCUGCCAUGUCAUCAGGAUCACAGCAGUCACACCAGUCAGCAUCAGAUGAUGACAGAUAUGACCAGGAUGAGAUUAGGGACCUUACAGCUGGCGACUCGCUCACAGACGCACCUCUGUCCCAUGCAAUGUCUGCAAAAGAAGAAGGGGUUUUGCAUCUCUAACAUUCUAUUUAAUAUAUAUAUAUAUUUUUUUUUCCAUGAGAUUUUUUCUAGUUUGCAAGUUGUAUAAUUAUAUCUUGUAUUAUAUGAGUGAAAUGAAAUGGGACAUUUUUGGAGCAUUAUAGGAAAACUUUUAAACAUUCACUUUAAAAAUUUUUAACCAUAGUACUGUACUUAAUUAGGUAUGUAGCUUGUGGUGAAUUAUCACGCUACAUAAAUUAUAGAUGAUAAAUCUAGCCCACCGUUGAGAGAAUUCUUGUUCAGAGAGCUUAUAAUAAAUGUGAAUAGACAUGAAAAGUGCCUGAAUAGCAUUAAUGAAUAUAACUAUGGGUGUCUUUAAACUGCCUUAAAAUAUUGUCAGUUGCCAGUACAGGUGAAGUAGUUCAACUAAUAUCUUGAUGUCCCUUUUCUCAAGGAAUUGAUACUUAAUGUUUGCCGUCUCGUACAUAAUUGUUGCCAUAAUGGCAUAAUCCAUCCAAUCUUUUCAGUAGUUACAACACUCUUUCCCCUGAAGGUUUCGUUUUUAUCCUGAAAUUAUCAGUAUUAGAGAUGAUUUUUUUUUUUUUUUUGAGGAAUCACUUCUGUAAAUUGAUAUCUUUUUUUUUUUUUUUUUGAGGAAUCACUUCUGUAAAUUGAUAUUCUUGAAAGUGUUAGAUUUCAUGACAUAAUAGUUUCCAUGUCAAGGGUAUAUUUUUUUUAAUAUGGCCUUUUGCAGCUAAUGUGGAUGGUUUUAAUGAGAAAAAUACUGUGUAAUAUUUGUGCCUUCAUGGAUCAUUUCAGGAGUCAGCUAAUUUUGUGUGCCUUGUGUUAACAGUUUUACAUUUGUAGUGCAAGCUUCCUCUGGCAAGCAGCUGUUAUUCAAGUGCUCAGAGUGAUAUGAAUAUUUCUCCGGUGAGGGAAACUCAACUGAGCAGAGAAGAUGCAUACAAGAAAACAGGGAUUUACUGUAGAUACUGGUAGCCAGUGUAAACUGUUAUUCUGUUUAGAUUGUUGAGCAUAUUACAUUCCAAAACUGAGGAUGUUUAUCUUGGUAUGUACUUAGAUUUUUGUAAUUAGCUUUAAACUUGGAGUUCAUUCAAGUGCGGUGCCGUCUUGCGAUUGUAUAUACAAUAAUGUGCACAUUGUAUACUUUUGAAAUAGAGCCAAUGUUAUACCCCAUUGGCUUGCACAUCAUGUAGUUAACCAUGAAGAAAUUGCUACUGGUCGUACACAUUACCUUAUCAAGGUUGUCACUAUAGUGUACAAUUUUCACACUGAAUGUAUGAAUAUUCUUUAAAGUUUAGGUUGGAGCUAAGUAGUGCAUCAUCUAGCAGUAGGCUUCCAUUCUUGUGUAAACUUCCGUAUUGUAUCUAUUUUUUAUUUCAGACUGAGCAUUGCAGGAUAGACUUUCUUUGUAAAUGUUUUCAAGGAAAUAAUAAAUUAUAGAACAAAGACCAAACAGUAGCCCUAAAAAUUUUAAAGAUAGAGAGAGAAAACUAAGGACAAGGUUAAUGCAUUUAGUCUAGCUUACAAAGGUUGUGUUUUUCAGUGUUCAUUGUAGGCAGACACAAAUCCUAAUUAUCGUGAAUAAAGUGACUUUUGAGUUGAAUGUUCAAGAUAAAAAGUGCUUUAGUUUGGUUUUAUUUGUUCAAAAAAAUGAGACAGCUGGAUAUUGUUGUUUUUCCACAUUCCGUCCCUUAGGAACUUAAUGUUGCUCUAUUUUUGUUACUCGAUGUUCUGGGUUUGGAAGACCACCCGUUGAAUGAGUGCCUAUGGUGUUUAGCUGUAUAUCCUUUAUCCCUCCAGCAAUAAUAUACUUUUUAGGUCAUGACUGUAAUGAUGUGUUUUAGCAGCUUUUGAAGUCCAUCCAGAAGUGGUCUUAUCUACUAUUUUGUGAUAUACACAUCAGCUUUGUGGCCAUCAUGCUGAAGUUUUACAUGUAAAGGUAAAGGCUGAGAUUCUGCAGUUUUUAUUCUGACUAAAAACUUUUUUUCAUAAGGAGUUAACAGCACUGAUUUCAUGUGUAAUAAUGAAUUCUAACAUUCAAAUUUCUGAAAUUACAGGUAUAAUACAUCAUCAGCUCUUCCAUGUCCCGUUGUAUGUGCAGAUCAUUGUAUUGCUAACAGAUGUAUUAUCAAACAGUUUAUUGAUGUUUGUUAUUGUAAUAAUUUAUCUGAUUGUGUCUAAGGGUAGCAGUAUUUUAAAAAUGGUGUAUAUUUAUGCUGCUGAAAUUUGCUGUUCUCUGUAGGAUUGCAUGUGCAGCAGCGAAGAAGUCAUACAACUGGUAGUUUUACAUAAUCUUUGCACAUAAGUUUAACAGAUGAGAAAUUAUUUUAUACAUACAUAGUUGUAUGGACUAUAGCUUAUUAAAGUAAAUAUUAUUUA